AUGGAUAAAUACCAACCAAUAUUACCAAAUAAUCUUAAAAUACUUUCAAAACCUAUAAAUGGUACUAAUACCAAUAUUUCUAAUAAUAAUAAUAAUAAUAAUAAUACCAAUAUUGGUAUUAAAAACAAUAAUUCUAAUAAUAAUAAUAUUUCAAUAAAUUGUGAUAACACACAAUUCCAAACUAUAUUAAGAGAAUUAAAAAAAAGAGAAUUCCAAAAUAAAACUAGAAAACCAAUUAAUAAAAAAUUAAAUUCAAGUAAUAGCAAUAACAAUAACUAUAAUUUGAAAAUUGAAGAUAAUUUUAUAAAUAAUAAUAAUAAUAAUAAUAAAAAUAAUAAAAAUAAUAAUAAUAAUAAUAAUAAUAAUAAUAAUUCAACAGAAUAUUUCGUUCCAAUAAGUCAUAAUAGUUCAUCAACUAUAUUUUAUAAACAUUUAAAUGUUUAUUUUGAUAAUAAUACUACUACUGAUAAUCAAUAUUAUAAUAAAAACAAUAAUUAUUUAAAAAAUAUAUAUUCCAACAAUAAUAAUAAUAAUAAUUUUAAUAAUUUUGAAAAUCAAACAUCAACACAAAUUAAAGUUCAAAAAACUCCAUCAACAUUUUAUUGUAAUUUAUUAAAAAAUAAAUCAUUACCACCAUUACCAAAAUCAAAAAGAAUUUAUAAAUUAAAUGAUGACUGUGUUGUUCCAUCCAUAUAUACCGAAAUUGGAGAAUUCUAUUUAAAUAAACCAAAGAAAACUUCUUCAAUAAGUCUACCAAGUAUAAAUCAAAUUCAAACUUACUCUUGGUCUUCUCUUGAACUUCCACCAAUUGACGUGGAUGCUGAAAAUUAA
Messenger RNA from Dictyostelium discoideum AX4, 831 nucleotides. RefSeq lists its product as hypothetical. The transcript has a single exon. The record is from RefSeq and is a predicted model, not a curated record. Bases 1 to 831 code for a protein of 276 amino acids. NCBI's taxonomy places the organism in Eukaryota, Evosea, Eumycetozoa, Dictyosteliales, Dictyosteliaceae.